Molecule: messenger RNA, 8170 nt
Organism: Podarcis lilfordi (Lilford's wall lizard)
Lineage: Eukaryota; Metazoa; Chordata; Lepidosauria; Squamata; Lacertidae
Source: the annotation of a GenBank genome assembly
UAUGGCUUCUUCCAAUUGCUGCAGAAUUUUGCUUGCUUAUGUAGUCCAGCUUUUUUCUUGCCUCCAUUUUUGGGCUACUGGUGCAAGGAAUAGUGAAAAGGAAGAAACAAGGUAACAGCUGCCCGCAAAAAUGAAGGAGUAAGCAUAUGUCUGAGUGUAAUCAUGUAGCCAACCUGUAGGAGGGAAUCAGAGUUCAGUUACUUAAGUUUUUGAUAUUUCAGUUGAAUAUCACUUCAUUUCACACAACAUUACUACUGCAGAGCAUAUGUAGAAGGGCCAAGGAAAAUAGUUGAGAGUUUAAAUGUUUAUUCUGCAAGACUAUAGAAGUCCACAGUACAAUACUCAAGAUUUUGUCCCACCCAAAGCAUUUGUUGUACAAUACAUUUUGGAGCAUGAAACAAACACCAGUCUGGCCACACAGCAAUCAGAUGAGAUAUGCUCUUACUUUGCGAUAUCUGAUUGGUGUACCAUACAUACAAAUAAAUAAAUCCCUGUGGCCUUUUUUAAGUAACUCUACUAGUUUUCCUCUGAGCAAUAUUUUUGUCCUUGGCCAAGAUGUUCUUAAAAUGUGCCACCAGAGGGCCCACUCUUUUUUUCUUCACUGGAAUACAUGUCUGUUUCAAGGUAUUCUGAAAUGAACUCCCAAUGGAGGACUGUUUAUACAGAUUUCCAUUCACGGGGUGCUUCCACAUGCAAGUAGAACUACUGCAUUCAGGGGCCAAUUGGCAUUCAGAGGCAGGCUCCAUUUAGCUAUCAAGGCUAAUAGUUGCUGAUGGAGUUGUAUGAAUCUGGUUUUUCUGUGCAGUUCUAUGCUGGUUUACUUUGGAAAUAAGUCAUACUGUGUUCUAAGGGGCUUAUUUCCAGGAAGGUGUGCAUAGGAUUGCAGUCUUACACCACAAGUUAAAUUCAUUAUGUGAAAGAGUACUCCCUUCUGAAUCCACUGUGUGUCCAUUUUGCUGAUUGACUCCAUGAAAUAAUUACUUUUUUAUCAACUUCCUCUACACCAUGCAUAAUUUUAUAAACCUUUUAUGCCACACCACAGUCAACUUCUCCCACCAAACUAAAACACCUUAAAGCUUUAAAUCUUUAUUUUAGGGAAGUUUAUACAGCCCCCUAUCAUUUCAGUUGUUGUUUUUUGUACCCCUUCCAGUCCUUUUUGAAUUGUACACAAUAUUGCAAAUGCCGCCACACUAGAUUUAUACCAAAGAGAGAGACAGUGACUGUUUUAGUUCUUUUCCUAAUAAUAUUUCGUGUUUUAUUGCUACUGUGUCCCGAGUUGACAUUUUCAGUGAGCUGUGCACUCAAGCAAAUGCAUUUUUCCCUCAUUAGUUUCAGUUAAGACCCCAUUGCUGUGUAUAAGAAGUUUUGCACUAACUCAGAAUUGCCUUUACUGUUCUUCUGUUAGUCAUUCGCCCAGUUUAGAGAGAUCUUUCUAGAGUUCAUCACAACCUGUGUUUCACUACUCUGAGUAAUUUUGUGUUAUCCGCAGUCCUGACAGCUCCAUUGCUCACCCUUGGCUCCAGGUUUAUGAAGUUAAAUAGCAUUGGCCUCAACACACAUCCUUUGAGAACCCUCCUGCUCCAUUGUGAGAACUACUUUUGCCUUCCUGUUCUUUAACCAUGUUAGCAGUUCAGAUCACCCCCUUAUCUCAAGCUAAGUUUACUUUGCCUUUUGUGACACUAUAAUGGCUGUAUGAUUUCUCCUAUCUGCUGCUUUUGACCCAAAUAAUUCUAAUUGAUUUUAGUCUUUUAACUUGAUAUUCUUUCUCUCUCUCUCUCACACACACACAAAAUUAGCCACCUUGAAAGUGCUCGUAAAAGGAGUACUAUCAGUGACCAAUAUGUACAUGUUCAGUAAUUUCAUGUUCUUUCUUUUAAGAACUCUCAGGUAAUGUGACUGGGUUGCGCUCCAGUGACUUGUUAAUUUGUAAUUUGUCAGUUAGCUUUAAACAUCUUCAUUUGUUGCCUGUAUUGAGACAGCACCUCAGAUGCCCUCCAAGAUAACAAUAGAUUCUGAUUUGAAUCUCUCUGCAGCUUCUACCACAGUGACUAGUGAUGCAAAGAUUCCGUUUAGCCUCUGCAGUCUCCCUCUCCUUAUUCAGUACUUCUUUUACGCCUUUCAUUAAGGUACUAUGUCUUCCUGGUUGGUUUCCUGCACCUGCUGCAUUUAAAUACAUGUUUUGCUCAUGCCUUUAGCAGUUUCCUCUUCACUGCUUUAAUUGUUUGCUUUCUUGUUACUUGAUUCCCGCCCCCCCACCCUUGUGUUCUUUAUUUUCCUCAUUAGGGCAAGUCUUUCGCUUUUAAAAGUGCAGGUAGCCAGUGUAGUACCCUUCAGUUGCUACUGGACUAGAGCUCCCAUCAGCCCCAGGCAGCAUGACCAGUGUUCAGGGAUGGUGGGUGUUGUAGUUAACAACAUUUGGAGGGCACCAAGUUGCCUUUUUCUUCACACUGUUGCUUAACCAUGCUAGUAGCCUGUUGGACUUGUAUGCCACAGGUUAGAAAGGGAAUGAACAUUUUAUCUGAGUUUCUGUUACAAUGGUUUUAAACAAACUCCAAGGUUACUGAAGGGAUUUGGCCAUCCUUUCAACUUCUAUUUUAUGUUUUCAGUUUUGCCUGCUACGUAAGUCCUGAGGCAACAUCUAGCCAUUUUGAAAAACAGAUCGAAGACUAAAAUCACACACAAAGCAGGCAACUCAGGGCAGAGUUAAAAGGCAUAGCAGCUUCCUGGAGAUGAGCACAAGCAAAGGCCUGGGAGCACAAAUGUGUUUUUAGAAGUUGCCAAAAUGACAUUAACUUUGGCAUUUUCCUGAACUCAGAGGACACGUGGUUCCACAACACAAACACUACCACAGGAAAUGUGAAACUACCCAGUUCAGGAAUGUGAAUGUGGGGUUGUAGGUGUGCUUCUCCAUCCACAUUGUCACCCAGUCAUGCAGGACUAAAGACAGCUUGAGGUGAAAGUCUCUCCUAGUUGGCAAUGAAAUUUGCCAGCGUUACAGGACAAGCCAGCAUUGGCUGAUUGCCUGGGCAAAUGGGAUUUAUUUUCUCUUUUCUUCCCCUCCCCCUUUCUCUUUCUCCCUCUAUCACAUGCAGGCUGCUCAGAGGGCAACGAGGUGCCUUUGUUUUCUCUCUUGUAUUUAGUCCUUUUGCUAAAUCUCACUUGGUGUGUGGUGCUGUGACAUCAUUAAGUGUGUAUAUUUGUUAGAUUGCUAUGCUCUCCAACAGGUUCCCAGAGCAUUUUCUGAUAGCAAACUGUGGCUAACUGCAUUGCUUUCUUCUUAGAAAAUGCUUCAUAGUCCAUUGCCCCAGAUAAUUGUUUACUUCCUAUUUAGAGAUGACACGGCAAGGGUCUUGUGUUCAGGUUUCUAUAAUCUGGUGUAGCGUUCACGGGACUUUAUAACCUUUUGGAAAAUUGUAUUUCUGGUUUUGAAUGGGUCUGUACCACCUUAAAAAUCAAACAAGUCAAGUACAUUGGAUGUCACAGAAAAGGGGCCUUGUAUUCCUCUAGUCCCUGUGAGGACAUAAAAGGAGAACCAACAUUGGGUGCCUACUUCUUGCUGCUAUGGAAAUCACUGCAGGGUGUUGGGAGCAAACCGAGGGAAGAAUUGGAUCCAAAUUGGAUCCUUUCAAUCUAGGGAGGAAACUGUCAGCCCUAUAGCUGGCACAGUGAGAGUGCUGCUCCACUUUUUCUCUCACCUUGCUGGCAAGACCUAGCAGGAAAGUAGAUAUGACAGUUUGUUUGCCUUCCAUUCCCCUUUUAAAAAAAGGAUUCCAGCCUCAUUGAAUUCAGUGGGGCUUACAUCUCAAUCGGCAUGCAAGGGAUUUGAACUGUCAAUGUCUGAAUAGAGAGGUUAUUCCCCCCCCCCCCCCAGCUUUUCUGGAUUAUCUGUCAUUUUGUUCCUGGCUGCUUCCUAUGCUGCUGCAACUUGCUUGGCUAACAGCUACAUAUGUUCCUUUUACUGGUGUGUCAGUUACAUGCUAGAGAUGUAUUAAUUUUUUUCCAGGGGAAUGAGGCAAAGGAACCCUUUAUCACAUGGGGCUGUGAGGCGGGAUUUAGGGCCUUAUUCCAUGAUCAUAAUUUAUCCUAAUGUGCCCAUUAAUUCAAUUCCAGACGACUCUACACAGAAAAGGGAAAGACAAAGUAGGGAAAAGGCUAGUCCAUGGGGAUAACCAACACGAUUCCCUCCAGACGUUGUUGAACUCCCAACUCCUAUCAGCCUCAGCCAGCAUGGCCAGUGAUCAGUGACGAUGGGAGCUGCAGCUCAACCCCCAGAGGACACUACGUUGACUACCCCUGGAAUAGACAGUCUAGGGAAGACCAUGAGAGCAAGAGAGGGCCAGAGCUGUGAAGAAGGAAGGUAGGAAGCAAAUACCGUAUUUUUUGCUCUAUAAGAUUCACUUUUUCCCUCCUAAAAAGUAAGGGGAAAUGUGUGUGCGUCUUAUGGAGCGAAUGCAGGCUGUGCAGCUAUUCUAGAAGCCAGAACAGCAAGAGGGAUCGCUGCUUUCGCUGUGCAGCGAUCCCUCUUGCUGUUCUGGCUUCUGGGAUUCAGAAUAUUUUUUUCUUGUUUUCCUCCUCCAAAAACUAGGUGCGUCUUAUGGUCUGGUGCAUCUUAUGGAGCGAAAAAUACGGUGCCCAGCCUGCAGCAACCGUGAGCAAUAUUUUUCCUUACUAUUGUUAUUUAUAUUGCAUUAUCCAUGUACCUGGUGUUUCACAAAGGGGCUUUACAAUAGACAAAAGGGAAACAGAGGAAGUGGAAGGAUAUGAGAUUGUUUAACAUUUAAACAGAUGGUGCUACACAGUUGCUGCCUUUCAUUUCCCUUGUGGGUGGGCAACAGUUCACUGUUACUUCCUAAGGAUUUUUUUCCCUUCUAGAGAGCUUGUACCCCACAGGCAAGAGGAAGGAUUAAAAACACAAAUGGAUGCUUUAUUUUCCUUUUCCACACACCUUGAACAGGGUUAAGGAAGACCCUUUUUUGUGCUGACUUUUACUAUAAAAUGAAUGAAAGUCCAUAAAUAGGUUGGUCUGUUGAUAGUGUUUUGGAGGGGAAAACCCAAUACAGAAUCCAGUGAAGUCAUUGUGUGAGUGGAACAGCUUAACACUUGUGCAACUGAACUUUCCCUUCCUUCUCCUCUCCUAGAGGACUCCCUGCACCCUUUGAAAUCUGCUGGGGGAAACACCAGAGCAGAUAUCAGGGGAUGUGGAGGGGAAGCAGCUGGAGGAGGAGAGGGAAGGAAAGUUCUGUGGCAUGAGUGGAGGUCAUUCAGUUUGUGCAGUGACCUUGUUGGAUACAAAUUUUACUCAGCCUUGCUUUCGACAAGAAAGGAAUUCUAGCACUCUUUCAAUGGAAGGAAGAGGUUGUUUUAAGUUACCUGCAAUAGGAGGUCCAGCGAGGACUGCAAGGCCAGCAAUGAAUGAGGCAUGUCCCAAAGCACUGUGGAAUCUGGAGGCUCCUACAAACUCUACCUGUUGAAGCAAUCAGUGUUAUUUAUAUGUUUUAUAAAUAUUUUCAACACAUUGUCCCCCAUUUUGAAAACAGUUUGCAUGUUCCCUUCAUUUGCAUGUUUAGAAAUAAAUUUUUAAAGUUAAUAAUAAAAAUAAACCAUCUAGACUCUGCAGUUAAGCCAUAGGUGACCAAUGGCUUAUGUGAUGUGAUAGGCACAUGGGUCUUUCUCUGGCAUAGACUUGAGCGGGGGUGACAAACCUUUUCCAGCCAGAGGGCUACAUCCUGACCCUUCACAUACCCCAGGGCUACUUUGACACCUGACGCCCUUAUGGUGAUGUCAGGUGACAUCUUCAAAAGAGCUCACUGUCAGCCCCAAUGAGUUUCUUGGUGCCCACAGUGAGUCUCACUUUUUUCAUUUGCAGAUUCUGUUUGGAUUCAAACUGCACCUACAGAUGGAGACUUUUCUGCCGCAGACAAGCAAAGCUAUCUACAAGGCCAGUCUAUAGAAGAAAAAUGUCCAUUUACAGGUACAUAAACUACACUUGCAGCAGAUGUACAACUUCAAAUGAGCUUACUGUCAGCAAGCCUCGUUUGAUGAGGAACAACCUGAAGCACACUUUAAGCUCCAGAUCACAACCGUAUGUUUAUCUAUCCCACACUCCUGACCCCAUGUAUAAUAUCAGGUGGGUGAGGUUUGGGGGAAAUGACUGCACAGAGCAAAUUAGCGUCUAAUUUGUUCUGUGGGUUGGAAGUUCCCCAUGCCUGGACUAGAGUCAUAUCUCUACUCCUCCCUGUUUAUCCAGCGUUGUACCACUGCAUUCUCCCCAGCUCAGUAUAUAAUAAUUGAGGUCAAACCAACCCAAGGACUAUAAAUGUAUGUAGCUUGCAGUAGAAUGGAACAGUCUCAUAUUUUAGAACUGUGACAUGCUUGCUAAAAAAGAUUGGCCACCACAGGUUUAAGCAAUCUGAAAUUAGAGGGGAUGACAAUGAAGGGGAUGAUUUUCAGCAGGGAGAGAGCAAUCUAGACUGGGAGAACAUUUCAUAUCAGAGCCCUAUAACUGAUUCCCCCACCCUGCCCAAGUCAAAGGGGUUCAAUUAAGCACACUUUCAAAAGUGUGACAGAAGUCAUAUGUAGUUUGGUUCUGAGGCCGUACAGAAGACUUGUUUAAUUAAUGCUUUGGAGGCAGAAUCACAGACUCAAAAUGCAUUGGGUUCAAUCAAAUAGAUCUUCAGAGCAUCUGUAAGGUUUUCUCUCUCAUGUUCCUAUGUAUAAAUGGAGCCUCAGGUAUAUCAUGUUCAGAGCAUUUUUAAUUUUCUGGUUUAUCCUCUGUGUACUGAAGUAGGUGAAAGUUUUGGAUGGUCUGUGCUUUAUAAAAAUUCUGGAUCGCUUUGCUAUUAGCCUUUUGAUGAUUAAUUGCUUUCUUCUGCUUACCAGUACAGGAAGUAUCAGAGCCAGGUAUCCACCACUGAAAAUGGCAAAGACUGCAGAAUAGAUCAUAAGUAAUGGGAAGGUUGUGGCAAGAGGACACAGCAGGUUAGUGACACCACAAAAAAUGAGGUACAUCUUGUGGUAAUGAUACUUCUUGAUCCAGUUCUGAUCUGCAAUCCAACCAGAGAGCAAGAGGCUGACUGUCUCUGUUAUACCUAAAGGGAAGCAGAAAAAUAAUGAAUUUUCAAACAGAAUUUAUGUAGUAGAAGCUUUGAAAAACACAGAUAAAAGGUCAGAAAGGAAAGAGUUUGUACCCUUCUUUUAUUUCUGUAAAAUACAUGUGAAAAUUCAAAAUUUCAAGCCCAGAGGUUGGUGGCAGUUUACAUGAAAAAAAAAGAAUGUUAUUUUACUACCUUUUAUUUCUUUAACAUUUAAUAUUUCCUUGCAGAGAUCUAAUACUUUUUUUAAAAAAAGGCUUUUGAUUUAAAGAACAUUUAAGAACAUGCAUUAAGUAUUGUCAGAAGAAUCUUUCUAAUUUGUCAAUAAAAUUGAGGAUAGCUCGGUUGUAUUUAUUUGUGCAAUUUUAAAAUAUCCUCCCAAAAUAAAAUAAAAACAGCUCAGGAAACUUUCUGUCUUUUUUAUGCCACUUCUAAUUUAGCUUACUACUUGGUAUUCUUAUGAAAACAUCAGUGGCUCACAUUGAUUGUUUUUGUUUUUGUUCAGGACUAAUUUGUUGAUCUGCUUAAUUGAAAGGUAAGUGCCAUCCAUUAGAAUUUUGUAUUUCAUCACUACUAAUCGCCAACAGUGAUAUCCUGGUAAUCUACCCAUGGGGGGGGGUCUCAGGAAUUUCUAGAUUGUUAUAUGCCAUUUGUGAAAUAUUUUUUGAACAAAUACUAAAAAUAUUUUCAAAGCCCUGGCUGUCUUUUCCCCUCCUUUCAUUUUACAACAAAGUAUACUGGCUGCAGUCUAGCAAACUUGUUUAUGUAGAAGGUUACAUGUACAUAUGCAGCCAGUUUCUUUGUGUUUUGUUUUUUUGUUAAGAGAAAGUUUGCACAUUUGAAAUUAUGGCCAUUUGCCAUUACCUUCAGUCUGCAUGACUCAUAUUUUGUAUCCCUGCUCAGUAACUAGCUUUCUUAAAACAGUCACUUAGUUGCAUGCAAUUGCUGGGUUAGGGCCCAAGUCUCCAACUCCUACCUCUCAAAAUUGCUUGCUGACAAGUACAUUUGCCACAGAUGUUACUCCCUUCAUAUGCCACUCUUGGCUUUUGGUUGGCAAAUUUCAGAUUGGAGGGGAGGGG